Messenger RNA from Salvia hispanica, 694 nucleotides. Its product is annotated as GPI-anchored protein LLG1-like. The record is from RefSeq and is a predicted model, not a curated record. NCBI's taxonomy places the organism in Eukaryota, Viridiplantae, Streptophyta, Magnoliopsida, Lamiales, Lamiaceae.
AAGCAUAGUUAGGAAUCCAAUCCUUACUUCCUUUUCGGAUUCGAGGCAUAUAUUUCAGUUCACUAAGGUACGAUGAAUCACAAUCCAUUUCUUCAUCUUGUCCUCUUCCUCUUCAUCAUUUUCGCGGCUCAACUCCCGGCUGUAGUCAGCCACCAAGCUGGGAAUGGAAGGACUCUUCUUCAAAUAAAGAAACCUUGCCCUGUAAACAUUGAGAACCUAAACUACACUAUCAUAACGAGCCAGUGUAAGGGACCAAAUUACCCUCCCGAACCAUGUUGUUCGGGUCUGAAAGAAUUGGCAUGCCCUAUUGCAAGUGAUCUCAAUGAUCCAACCAAUGACUGUGCUGAGCAGCUGUUCAGCUAUAUUCCAACGAUCGGGAAGUAUCCGACUGGCUUGUUCAGCAGCGUAUGCAAGGGUAGCGAACGAGGACUUGAGUGCCAAUCACCAACACCACCAACACCAACCCUUACAACUACAACUAUAGCUAACGCUGCCCCUCCAAUCAGGAUUUUCCCUCCAAUCUUCAUCGGGCUGCUGCUUUUCCCUCUUCACUUUUUCGUGCAAAAAUUUGGGCUUUAAUUUAAUAAUAAUGCUUAUAGCAGAUUCUGUCAUUCUGAUUUGGUCAAAUAUAAUUUUGCUUGCCAUGAAACUACUUGUACUAUUAAAUUAUCAUUGAGAUGUCAUCCAAAAAUGA